Messenger RNA from Cricetulus griseus (Chinese hamster), 604 nucleotides. The record is from RefSeq and is a predicted model, not a curated record. NCBI's taxonomy places the organism in Eukaryota, Metazoa, Chordata, Mammalia, Rodentia, Cricetidae.
CGGUCCAGACUCGGGAACUUGCGGAGUUUCCUGGGCUUCUGCGCAGCUGUUCCCGGUCGUCGUGGAAACCGAUCAGCCAAUCAGAGUGUGUGGCCCUCCUGGCUGACGCGGCGGGCAUCUCGGCGCGCUUUGGCGGUGGGCUUCCGCGGCUCUCGGUAACGGGCAGCGAUGCUGAAGGCCAAGAUUCUCUUCGUGGGGCCCUGCGAGAGUGGCAAAACAGUGUUGGCCAACUUUCUGACUGAAUCUUCAGACAUCACUGAAUACAACCCAACACAAGGUGUGAGGAUCCUAGAGUUUGAGAACCCACAUGUCACCAGCAACAACAAAGGCACAGGCUGUGAAUUUGAGCUCUGGGAUUGUGGUGGUGACUCUAAGCCUCAUUUCCCCUGUGGAGCUCCCCCCUUGAACAAGCUGAAGCUGGUGCACUCGAACCUGGAGGAAGACCCCGAGGAGGUCCGGGUGGAAUUCAUCAAGUAUUUAAAAAGCAUCAUCAGCUCCUUGUCGGAGAGCAGAGACCGGGAGGAGAUGCUCAUCAUCACCUAGUGUCCCCGUGCAGCCGCCUCUCCCCUGCCGCUGGCAUCCCACCCGGCUGCCGCCUCCCCCC